GAGGGUUUCGUGGGAAAAGUGGCGGAUGGACACAGCGGAGGUAGUGACGCGGCCUUUUUAUGUGCGCCGGCGGCGGCCGCAGCUGUGAUUCUCACGCUGCUGAUGACAGACUGCAGGUCGCUGCUGCAGCAGCUUCCAGAGUUCAUGCAGACACUACCGAGAACGACACUGUGAGGAUUUCAUGCUGCUUUUCCCGCUGGAAUAACCUCCCCUUCUCUGUUGUUUUUUGUGCGUGUGUGUCGACUUUUACCUCGUAUUUCUGCCUCGAGAAGGUUCUAAAACUACAAGGUAAGAUAUUUUUUUUUUUGCCCGCGUAAGAAAACAUGCCGCUGAGUUCAAGUCUUGCGACUAAGAACUACGAUUACGACUACGAUUCUCUGCAGCCGUACUUCUACUACGACAACGAGGAGGAGGACUUCUACCCUCAGCAGCUGCAGCCUCCGGCGCCGAGCGAAGACAUCUGGAAGAAAUUCGAGCUGCUGCCGACGCCUCCUCUGUCACCCAGCCGACGAUCGUCCCUGUCCAGCCUAUUCCCCUCCACGGCUGAUCAACUGGAGAUGGUCACGGAGUUCCUGGGCGACGACGCGGUCAAUCAGAGUAUCAUCUGCGACGGGGACUACUCCCAGACCUUCCUCAAGUCCAUCAUCAUCCAGGACUGCAUGUGGAGCGGCUUCUCGGCUGCAGCCAAGCUGGAGAAGGUGGUGUCGGAGCGGCUCGCCUCCUUGCACGCUGUCCGGGUGGAGCCUGCAGCCUGGAAGGUGAACAGCAGCUACCUGCAAGACCUGAACACCCCCGCGACCGAGUGCAUCGACCCGUCGGUGGUUUUCCCCUACCCGGUGGCAGAGAUCCCCAAGCAGAGCGCAGCGCGUCCGCCAAGUGAGGAUUUGGCGCUGGACACGCCACCGAACAGCAGCUGCAGCGACUCAGAAGAUGAUGACGAGGAGGAUGAAGAUGAGGAGGAUGAAGAAGAUGAGGAUGAACAAGAGGAGGAGGAGGAGAUUGAUGUGGUUACAGUAGAGAAGAGGCAGGCGGUGAAGCGGUGCGACCCCAGCCCAGUGGAGAACCGGCACCCCAGCCCGCUUGUGUUGAAAAGGUGCCACGUCUCUACCCAUCAGCACAACUAUGCAGCCCACCCAUCCAUGAGGCAGGAGCAGCCAGCUGUCAAGAGGCUGAAGCUGGAGAGUGUCAGCAGCUCCGGUGGCGGCGGCGGUGGAAGCGGCAGCUACAGCAGGGUCCUCAAGCAGAUCAGCAGCAACCGAAAAUGUUCUAGUCCCCGGACAUCUGACACUGAGGACUACGACAAGAGAAGGACUCAUAACGUGCUGGAGCGUCAGAGGAGGAACGAACUCAAGAUGAGCUUCUUUGCACUGCGGGAUGAGAUCCCAGAGGUGGCCAACAACGAGAAGGCGGCCAAAGUGGUGAUCCUGAAGAAGGCGGCCGAGUGCAUUUACAGCAUGCAGUCGGACGAACAGAGACUUGUGUUGGUCAAAGAGCAGCUGAGGAGGAAAAGUGAACUUUUAAAGCAGAGACUGGUGCAGCUGCAGAGCGCACGUGCUUAAGUGUGAAUCAGACUUUAUGGCCUUGUUUGUUUAUUUUUAAAUCAAAGUUCAAGUGUGUACAGUUAAUGAUUGCAUGCAAAUGCAAAAAAGGGUUUGUUGGGUUUUUUUGGAAUCUUGUUUGAUUUCAAAGUUUAACUGCCUCAAUUGAAGUUAUAAAUAUUUAAAGUUUAUUUUUAUUAAUAAAAUGUUUAAAAAAAUUGGGCAGCCCAGUUGAGUGCCCAGACUAAAAUAUACAUUUUUAUGUUUUUGUAUAUAAUUAAUAUUUCCUAAGAAAAUGUAUUUUUGGAUCUCAAUUGUCUGGAUGUUCAGACCUGGUGUUUAUUUCUUUUUCAUUGUGUUCAUAGAUUGUUUUGAAAUAUAAAACAUUUCUCCUUG
Thalassophryne amazonica is the source of this 1934-nucleotide messenger RNA. RefSeq names its product MYC proto-oncogene, bHLH transcription factor a (gene myca). Gene Ontology annotation, biological process: regulation of transcription by RNA polymerase II; positive regulation of cell population proliferation. Gene Ontology annotation, molecular function: RNA polymerase II cis-regulatory region sequence-specific DNA binding; DNA-binding transcription factor activity, RNA polymerase II-specific; protein dimerization activity. Lineage: Eukaryota; Metazoa; Chordata; Actinopteri; Batrachoidiformes; Batrachoididae. The record is from RefSeq and is a predicted model, not a curated record. Bases 324 to 1559 code for a protein of 411 amino acids. The transcript is spliced from 4 exons.